AUGCCAGGAGAAACACAGACAUACAACGAUAAAUACGUCAUUGUCUACAACUUUAAAGAUGUUGACCCCGAGAUCGCGAACAAGGAGAUCACUCUCCUCGUCGAAGACCUCGAAUCGGUGGGUCUUCAGACAGAACUGAGAUCUGGCCGUGGCCAGACUCUUCUUAUCUUUGUCAAGGCACCACGAAACCUCUUGGGAAGUUACGUCUACAAUUCCCGACUCAAGGACUGGCUGUACGGCGUUGUUCAGACGCAUCCCGGAGGGGGAAAGGAUACUAUUGUCGAUGGCGCCUUUGAGGCUGAGGACGUUCUCUCCGUGUACCAUCUGGUCACCUGGCCCAAAUCAAACGGCGGAGCUGGCAUCAUCCCCGGAUUCGGCCAGUGGAAGAAUGUCGACAGCGUCUUCCCCCUACAUAAUGAACCCGCCAACUUGGCUCUGUUGAGACACCUAAGCAGUCGGCUCUGGCUAACGAGCGACGAUCUCGACCGCAUCCGAAAUCUCUUCGGCACCAAGGUCGCCUUUUACUACGCAUUUAUCCAAGACUAUGUCGUCUUCCUUACGUUCCCGGCCAUAAGUGGACUUGUUGCUUGGAAGUUCCUGCCGGCUUAUUCCCUCACCUUUGCCAUACUCACUACCGUCUGGUGCACCGUCUUCCUCGAGUACUGGAAAGUCCGGCAGGUCGACCUGAGCAUCAGAUGGGAUGUCAAAGGCGUUGGUGCCGUGAAGAUUACUCGGCCCCAGUACAGAUGGCAAAAGAUCAUUGUAGACAGUACCGGCCGGAGAAAGCAUUACUAUCCGAAAAGGAAGCAAAUGCUGCGGCAGCUGCUGCAGAUCCCGUUCAUGAUUACCGCUGUUGUCAUCUUGGGCGUUAUCAUUCUAGGGAUUUUCGCUCUCGAGACCCUUAUUUCGGAGGCUUACGAUGGCCCUUACAGGGAUGCGAUUGAAUACGUUCCAACGAUCUUGCUCGGCAUCGCCCUUCCGCAAGUCACCGGCUACCUCGAAGCCAUUGCCACCUUCAUCGCAGACCAUGAGAACCACAGGACCGCAGACACGUACGACAUGUCGCGCACGCAAAAGCUCUUCUUUCUCCAGAGCAUCACCAACUACCUUCCGAUCCUCAUCACCGCUUUUGUGUAUGUUCCUUUUGGCAACCGGAUCAUUCCUCUUCUUGAAUCCUUGGCGAUCAGGAUUGCCGGGCCUUACGUGUCGGGGUAUAUCGGCCACAGGCAGACCCGGCAGGCGGAUGGCGACCGGCUCCGGACCGAGAUCGUGGCUUUGACGGUGACAGGCCAGAUCUCCUCCUUCUUCGAGGAGAACCUGCUCCCCGUCCUCAAACGCAAGUCCCUGGAGUGGUACCGCCACUACCGCCACCAGAGGGGGGCCGGGCACUCGGAUCUGUCGUCCAUCGCCAACGACGACCCGAACGAGGCCGAAUUCCUCGAGAGCGCCCGCAGGCAGGCGGCGCUGGAGCCGUACAAUGUGCAGGACGAUAUCGCCGAGAUCGUCCUGCAGUUCGGCUUCCUCGCGCUCUUCUCCCCGGCCUGGCCGCUCGUCUCGGCCGGCUUCCUGGUCAACAACAUCAUCGAGCUGCGCACCGACUUCUUCAAGCUGGUCCACGCCCACCAGCGCCCCGCGCCGGUCCGGACGGACGGCAUCGGCCCCUGGAUCGCCUCGCUCGACCUCCUCGCGUGGGCGGGGAGCAUCACGACGGGCGCCAUCGUGCACCUGUACGGCAGCGGCGGCCGGGGGGGAGGCGGGGGAGGCGGGGGAGGCGCAUGGUGGGCGCUGCCGCUCACCAUCUUCGUCAGCGAGCACGUCUUCCUGGCGCUGCGGGGGGUGGCGCGGUUCGUGCUCGAGCGGGUCGGGCCGUCGGAGCACAUCCGCAAGCAGCGCGCCGAGCGGUACCUCUCGCGCGUGCGGCACCUCGAGGAGAUCGAGGCCAACCGGCGGGCCAACCUGGCGUCGGCGGCGACGCCCGCCGAGAAGCAGCGCAAGAGGUCGAUCCGCGCGGCCGACAGCGACGCCUUCUUUGCCCGCCAGGUCGAGGAGGGCGCGAGCGCGCGGGCGGGCAUCGCCCUGAUGCAGGCGUUCCGCAAGGCGGCCGGCAGCCCGGAGGCGGCCGGAACUAUUAUCAGGUGGCAACCCAAGCUCGAUUAA
Messenger RNA from Thermothelomyces thermophilus ATCC 42464, 2157 nucleotides. RefSeq lists its product as uncharacterized. Gene Ontology annotation, cellular component: cortical endoplasmic reticulum. NCBI's taxonomy places the organism in Eukaryota, Fungi, Ascomycota, Sordariomycetes, Sordariales, Chaetomiaceae. The transcript is spliced from 5 exons. The record is from RefSeq and is a predicted model, not a curated record. Gene Ontology annotation, biological process: chloride transmembrane transport. The coding region runs from base 1 to 2157 and encodes 718 amino acids. Gene Ontology annotation, molecular function: chloride channel activity.